GCUCUUCGCCUGCCCUCCCGGAGAGGAGGGAGGAGCUGCCACGCCCCGCGGCCGCACCCGGCUGGCCGUCUCCCGCGGGGAGUCCGCCGCCCUCCGCCAGCCUUGCUUCUCCCCCUCCACGCAGUGACCCCACGCACAGCUGCAGCCAGCCACCCUUGCCGGGACCAAAGGGGACGACAUUAGAGCGAUAGGCGGAGAGACCCGUGGUUUCCCUACACUGACUCUGGGACCCGGAAGGGACGAGACGGGACUCUGCUGUCCUUUGGUAAUUGUGGUUUGCUGGAAGCUUGUCGCCCCCUAGCCUACCGGGGGGAGUUGCGCAUGCUGUAUUGUUUUAGGCCCCUGGAGCACCGUGAGCCAGUCCAAGUGGUGUUUAUCGAACUGGCACCUUAAUAGUUGGGCGAAAUGGCGAUGACACUGUUGGAAGACUGGUGCAGGGGAAUGGAUGUGAACUCUCAGAGAGCUCUGUUGGUCUGGGGGAUCCCUGUGAACUGUGACGAGGCUGAAAUCGAAGAGACCCUCCAAGCCGCGAUGCCCCAGGUGGCCUACCGAGUACUGGGGAGAAUGUUUUGGAGGGAAGAAAAUGCGAAAGCAGCCUUGUUAGAGCUCACCGGAGCGGCGGACUACUCCCUGAUCCCCAGGGAGAUGCCAGGCAAAGGAGGGUUGUGGAAAGUAGUCUUUAAACCCCCCACUUCCGACGCGGAGUUUUUGGAAAGGCUGAACCUCUUUCUAGCUAGGGAAGGGUGGACCGUGCAAGAUGUUGGUCGUGUGCUUGGGUUUCAGAACCCCGCUCCAGCUCCAGGCCCAGAAAUGCCAGCAGAGCUGCUCAACUAUAUUUUAGAUAAUGUUAUUCAGCCUCUUGUUGAGUCCGUAUGGUACAAGAAGCUGACGUUGUUCUCCGGAAAGGACAUUCCCGGGCCUGGCGAGGAGAGCUUUGAUUCCUGGCUGGAGCACUCGCAUGAGGUCAUAGAGGAAUGGCAGGUGGCUGAUGUCGAAAAGAGACGGCGCCUGAUGGAGAGUUUGAGAGGCCCUGCUGCUGAUGUCAUUCGCAUCCUCAAGACCAACAACCCUGCCAUAACCACCGCAGAAUGCCUGAAGGCUCUUGAGCAGGUGUUUGGGAGCGUGGAGAGCUCUAGAGAUGUACAGGUCAGAUUUCUGAACACUUACCAGAACCCAGGAGAAAAGUUAUCUGCUUAUGUCAUUCGCCUGGAGCCUCUGCUGCAGAAGGUAGUGGAGAAGGGGGCCAUUGAUAAAGAUAACGUGAACCAGGCUCGCCUGGAGCAGGUCAUCGCGGGGGCCAACCACAGCGGGGCCAUCCGAAGGCAGUUGUGGCUGAGGGGGAUUGCGGAAGGACCCGCACCCAACCUCUUCCAGUUGUUGGUGCAGAUUCGAGAAGAGGAAGCCAAAGAGGAAGAGGAGGAGGCGGAAGCCGCGCUCUUGCAGCUAGGCCUGGACGGGCACUUCUGAAUCCGCGGAUUGGCCAGGCUGAUUUUGUUAUUUUCCCUGUGCUGCUCUACAAAGCCUGCCUCUCACAGUAAACACAGAGCCGCCUCCUGGUUU
Messenger RNA from Acomys russatus (golden spiny mouse), 1560 nucleotides. RefSeq names its product PNMA family member 1 (gene Pnma1). The record is from RefSeq and is a predicted model, not a curated record. Lineage: Eukaryota; Metazoa; Chordata; Mammalia; Rodentia; Muridae. Bases 406 to 1467 code for a protein of 353 amino acids. The transcript has a single exon.